Molecule: messenger RNA, 726 nt
Organism: Saccostrea cuccullata (small rock oyster)
Lineage: Eukaryota; Metazoa; Mollusca; Bivalvia; Ostreida; Ostreidae
Exons: 2
Coding region: 58-726 (222 amino acids)
Source: RefSeq, a predicted model, not a curated record
ACUAAUUUUAAAAUUGACAUAACAUUAAUAAACACCAUUUCUUUUUUAGCUCCUAAAAUGGAAGUACAGAAAAUAAAAAUGAUAAUCUCGGGUGUUGGUGGAAAUGAAAAAGUUCUUGAGAAAGUGAUAAAAGAAAUCCCAAACUCGGAAGAAUUGUUUGCUCAAGGAACACACUUUACCUUUGAAAAAACAUCAUUAGGAUCUAUUAUAAUUAUUCUUCAAACGGAGUCACCUAACGCAAUUGCAAAGUUAAAACAAUUCAUAGAAAAAGAGGGUAUCUGCAGAUUUUUAGCACAUCUAUUUGAAUCUAGAGAUGUCCGAACACUUUUGACAAAAGAAAAGUACAACAUUGAAGUUAAGAUCAGAGAAGCACACGAACAAAUAGAUCCACCUUCUGAUAUUUUGAAAUCAGCUGAUCGUCCGAUACCUGAGACUACCUAUAGGUCCCGUUUGGAGAGAUGUUACAGCUUCCUUCUAGAGGAACUUGAGCCACAAUGGUUACUGAAAGAACAAGAAGUUGCUGAUAUUUUUCGUUCCGUUAUUGAAAUGUUCUACAAACCGGGCUUGAGGACAAUAAAAGCAGAAGCUUUCUUGAAAUUUUUAAAGGAUCAACCCGAUGAGAAAAUUAAAGUUGUUCUAGAAAAACUGAAGGAGAAAAACAAAUAUAUUUAUGACCGACUGUUUCCAGAUACAUCGAAAUAUCGGGAUAUUGGUAACACUAUCUAA